Molecule: messenger RNA, 3874 nt
Organism: Momordica charantia (bitter melon)
Lineage: Eukaryota; Viridiplantae; Streptophyta; Magnoliopsida; Cucurbitales; Cucurbitaceae
Gene: CR4
Product: crinkly4
Biological process (GO): protein phosphorylation
Molecular function (GO): protein kinase activity; ATP binding; protein binding
Source: RefSeq, a predicted model, not a curated record
ACUGCCGUUUUGAUUUUGACAAAAAGUACGCAAUUUAAUAUAUCAGAGAAAAAAGCAGGCACCACCCUUUUGUUUCUUCCAUAUUCUCUCCCAUUUCCGUGAUUUGCAGUUCGCGGAAGCGGAAGCCAUGGGAGCGGACGGAGGAAGCUCGGCACCCAGUUUUUUUUAAAGAAAUUUGAAUUGAAGAGGAAGAAGACAAUGCUUCAUUGCCUGUAAUUCGUAUGUGCGGCCAAAGAUUGAACCAAACUGUUCGAGGGAAGGAAAAAAAUUAAAAGUGGGAAAAGAAAUGUUUGGGGAUUGGGUGGUGGAGUGCAGUAAUCCAGGCAUGAAAAGAUCAAAACCGCAUUAACUUCUCAUUUAUUGCUUUCACCUACGCUUUUCCCAAUGUCAGAAGUUGUAGUUUCGGCAUUUAAGUCUCUCUUCUCUUUCUCUUUCCCUCUCAUCCAUCUUCUUCCUUCUUCUUUCCAUUUCUCUGUUAUUUCUUCUUCCCAGCAGCGAUUCCCAUGAUUCCCUUUUUUCUAAUCGGAAGCAAGAGGUGCGAGAAGAGGACGGAGGUUUAAUGGGUAGUUUUGUGGCUUCUGAAUAUGAAUUGGGUUGUCUUCUCCUGCUCGAAUCUGAGGUUUAAUGGGUAUGUUUUCUCGAAAAGGAUGAGGAACUGACUGCAUUUUAAAUUUCUUGGGAUUUGAAGAAGAAAUGAGUGAAUUAAUGGGUUUCUCGGAUGUUGAUUUUUGAAUUAUGUGCUGUAGGAGUUUCUUUAAUCUCUCUGUCUAGCUGAACUUUGCUUGCUCUGAUUUUCUUCUUGUUUAUGUAAUUUGUGAUGCUUUUCUGUUUGUUCAUGGAACACUUGGAGAUGAGAUUGUUGUUGAAUUCUUGAGUGAUUGGUUUGGUCUGUAAUGGGGUUGUUCUUGUUGGUGGAUUUGGUACUUUUGUUGUUGAAGAAGAUGUAUGUUUGGAAAGCUGGAUUGUUUGUAGAAUUGGUUGUUUUUGCAGAUAUGUGUUUGUUGGUGUCUGGUUUAGGUUCAAUGUCUUCUGUUGCUGUUUCUUAUGGUGAGAAAGGGCCUGUUUUCUGUGGUUUAAAGUCAGAUGGGUCUCAUCUUGUGAGUUGCUUUGGUUCAAAUUCAGCCAUAACUUAUGGAACCCCUUCUCAUUUCCCAUUCAUUGGUCUCACUGCUGGUGAUGGCUUUGUUUGUGGGCUUCUUUUGGAUUCCAACCAACCUUAUUGUUGGGGAAGCAGUGGGUAUGUUCAAAUGGGUGUUCCUCAGCCCAUGAGCAAAGGAGCUCAAUACUUGGAAAUCAGUGCCGGUGAUUACCACCUCUGUGGACUCCGAACGCCUCUGACUGGACGGCGUAGGAACACAUCUUUUGUUGAUUGUUGGGGUUACAACAUGACCAGAACCUUUGCAUUUGAUGGCCCGAUCGAAUCGAUCUCGGCAGGUUCUGAGUUCAACUGUGGGCUGUUUUCUCUUAAUAGAACUGUUUUCUGUUGGGGUGAUGAGACGAGCAGCCGGGUAAUCACCUUGGUACCUAAAGAUAAGAGGUUUCAAAAGAUUGCAUCUGGUGGAUAUCAUGUUUGUGGGAUUUUAGAGGGCGCGAAGGCGAGAGCCUUCUGUUGGGGAAGGAGCUUAGACAUUGAAGAAGAGAUCUCAGUUGCAUAUUCAGGUGAAGGAAAUGUGGACUUGGUUCCAGUUGAUCCUUUAGACUCUGUUGUUGGGGGCAAAUUCCAUGCUUGUGGAAUCAAGAGCUUGGACCGUGGUGUGAUUUGUUGGGGUUUUACGGUCAAACCAAGUACUCCGCCACCGGAGAGGAUUAAAGUUUAUGACAUUGCAGCUGGAGAUUACUUCACUUGUGGAAUUCUAGCUGAAAAAUCUCUCUUGCCUGUUUGCUGGGGCCUCGGAUUUCCUACUUCUCUACCUUUAGCUGUCUCGCCUGGAAUCUGUAAAGCAACUCCUUGUGCUCCCGGUUUCUACGAAAUUAGCCAAGACAGCGCUCGGUGCAAGUCGCCAGGCUUUCAUGUGUGCAUGCCCUGCAGCACUGCUUGCCCUCCUGAGAUGUACCAAAAAUUUGAGUGCACCUUAAAAUCUGACAGACAAUGUGAAUAUAACUGUUCAAUUUGCUUUUCUGGUGAAUGCAUCUCAAACUGUUCAUCCAUGUAUAAAAAUAGUAUGAUGGGGAAGAAAACUGAGAAGUUCUGGUCAAUGCAGCUCCCAGUUCUUGUAGCUGAGAUUGCUUUUGGUGUGUUUUUGGUAGCUAUUGUGUCUUUAACUGCAAUCUUAUACGUUCGGUACAAGUUACGGAACUGCCAUUGCUCGGGAAAGGAGUUGAAGUCCAAGAAAAGUAAAGGGAAUGCCUCUUCCUUCCAGAAGGAGAACUACAAAAUACGCCCUGACUUAGACGAGCUGAAAAUAAGGAGGGCUCAGAUGUUCACCUAUGAAGAACUUGAGAGAGCGACGUGCGGGUUUAACGAAGAGUCCAUUGUGGGAAAGGGAAGUUUCUCCUGUGUUUUUCGAGGUGUUUUGAAGGACGGGACAGUCGUUGCGGUCAAAAGGGCUAUAAUGUCUCCCAACAUGCAGAAGAAUUCAAAAGAGUUUCACACUGAACUUGACUUGCUCUCAAGAUUAAACCAUGCCCAUCUGCUUAAUCUGCUUGGUUAUUGUGAAGAAGGUGGAGAGAGGCUUCUAGUUUAUGAAUUUAUGGCUUAUGGUUCCUUGCAUCAGCACCUCCAUGGCAAGAACAAUGCCUUGAAAGAGCAAUUAGAUUGGAUAAGAAGGGUCACAAUUGCAGUCCAAGCAGCUAGGGGAAUCGAAUACUUGCACGGCUAUGCUUGUCCUCCCGUCAUUCAUCGAGACAUCAAGUCGUCGAACAUUCUCAUCGAUGAAGAGCAUAAUGCUCGAGUCGCUGAUUUCGGCUUGUCAUUGUUGGGACCGACCGAUAGUAGCUCUCCAUUAGCAGAGCUACCAGCUGGGACUCUAGGCUAUCUCGAUCCCGAAUACUAUAGACUCCAUUACCUCACAACCAAGUCUGAUGUCUAUAGCUUUGGUGUUUUGCUACUAGAAAUUCUCAGUGGUAGGAAAGCCAUCGAUAUGCAAUAUGAAGAAGGGAACAUAGUAGAAUGGGCAGUGCCUCUGAUCAAAUCAGGAGACAUCUCUGCAAUUCUAGAUCCGAUAUUGAAACCGCCUUCCGAUAUCGAGGCCCUGAAGAGGAUUGCAAACGUAGCGUGUAAAUGUGUGAGAAUGAGAGCGAAGGAGAGGCCAUCAAUGGACAAAGUGACGACCGCGCUAGAGCGUGCGCUUGCCCAGUUAAUGGGAAGCCCGUGUAACGAACAGCCAAUCUUACCAACCGAGGUCGUCUUAGGGAGCAGUAGACUGCACAAGAAGUCAUCUCAAAGAUCAUCAAACCGUUCCGCGUCGGAAACGGAUAUAGCAGAAGCUGAGGAUCAAAGGUUCGAGUUCAGAGCCCCGUCGUGGAUCACAUUCCCAAGUGUGACGUCGUCCCAACGGCGGAAAUCAUCAGUCUCAGAAGCAGAUGUUGAUGGGAAGAACUUGGAAGCAAGAAAUGUAGGGAAUUGUGGAGGUGUGGGGGAUGGUUUGAAGAGUUUAGAGGAAGAGAUUGGACCUGCUUCCCCUCAGCAAAAGCUGUUCUUGGAGCAUAAUUUCUAAAAAGCAAAGCACACCCAAAAGGGAAAAGUUUCCAAAACCUUGGUUUUUAUUGGAGGAUUGUGAACUCUCUCUCUCUCUUCUUCUCUCUCCUCUCCUCUCUCUUGUGAAAAGGAGAAAGAAUGAGGGAGAGAAAGAAUGAGAUUCAAUUCAACAUUAAAUUCUUGGUCUCAUCUGAGCUCUAAGCUGUUCUCUAUGAUUCAAAAUUCCUGUUGCUUUUU